This is a messenger RNA of Oikopleura dioica, 630 nucleotides long. Lineage: Eukaryota; Metazoa; Chordata; Appendicularia; Copelata; Oikopleuridae. The record is from the annotation of a GenBank genome assembly.
AUGUUUCAGUAUCUUGAUGACCCGGCACUUAAUGAAAUUCGAGUCUGGAAGGAAGAUGCGGAAAUUGUCGAAGUCUUCCAUUCAAAUGCUGGAGAUCUUGGGGUGGAUGAAAUUCUAGAGUUCGUCGAGCAGUGCGAAGAUGAAGAAGAGGCACGAUCUUGUCUGUUGGAAAAAGUCUACGAGUCGACACCCACAGGAAUUGGAGCGAUGGUAAGCUUGGGCACACACGAUUACUGGCCAGAUGGGGGCAAAGCAAACCAUUCUUAUUGUGAACAACUUGCGACUGGAAAGCCAGAGAAUCUCAUUCAGUAUUAUGUUGACGUCGUAGGAUGCUCUCAUUCGUUCGCUUGGAUGCAUUGGAUCGCUUCAAUCAACAACAAAUGCUCGUUUGAAGCAACAACGAAUCUUCAAAAAUUCCUUAGUCGCGACUUCGAAUUUGAAAUAAACGUUGGUUUUUCCAGCGGUGUUCAGCCAAGAGCAGCUGAUGCAGAAUCCGUCAAUUAUUAUUAUGAAACACUUCCAGAUUGGCCUUUUGGAGUUAUUCCUCUUGACGAUGACGAUGAAGAAGACAGCAGUAUAAAAGCUACAGUAUCUGUUCUUGUUUUUAUCUGCAUUUCGCUUUUAUACUAA